AUGAGAGAGAGCUCUGGUUCUUUUGUGAACGCUACACAUCCACGUACGUUCAAAGGGAUGAGAGAGAGAGAAAGAAAGAGUUUUCAUACGAAUUCCAUGCAUCCACGUCUAAAGGGUCGUUUAGAGAGAGAGAGAGACUGUGUCGUUGGCUUUGGUGAAUGGCAUGCAGCCACGUUCACCGACGACCGGUGACACAACCCCCACAUUUAGCGGCGGAAAUUUCCGUCCACUCGUCCUCCAGGGAUUAGGUUUCUCAAUGGGCCCGACGACCGGCGACAUAAUCGUGUACUUUCCUUCCGGUCUCGCCUGUCUUUACCAAACUACUCAACGCGACUUGUCCAUCUCUUGGAUCUCUCAAUUUGACAGAUAUCGUCUUUUAUGAGUUUCACGCGGUCUGAGAACUUAGAGCUCAGUUAGAAGCUAAGCUCUCAGAAGUUGUGGAGUAAGGCGCGCUCUGUUGUCUCGAAAUAGCAGAGAAUGGAGAAGCCUCUCUUGGGCAGCAGCCAUGGCGACGUCGGCCUGUGGGGCAGGUCUCUCAUAGAGAGCAGGAAGCUUUGGCACAUCGCCGGCCCUGCCAUCUUCACCUCCAUAUGCAACUACUCGCUGGGCGCCCUCACCCAGACCUUCACCGGCCAGGUCGGGAAGCUCGAGCUCGCUGCCGUGUCUAUGGAGAACUCCGUGAUUGCCGGCUGGGGAUUCGGCUUCCUGUUGGGAAUGGGGAGUGCCUUGGAGACGCUGUGUGGGCAGGCCUUUGGUGCUGGGAAGCUGAAUAUGCUAGGAGUUUACAUGCAGAGGUCAUGGCUCAUUCUCUUCUGCACGGCUUUGCUAUUGACUCCUGCCUACGUCUUCUCCGACCACCUUCUAAAGCUUAUUGGGGUUCAGGACGACAUCUCUGAUCUCGCAGGGAAGUUUGCAAUUUGGAUGCUACCUCAGCUGUUUGCCUAUGCUGCAAAUUUUCCAAUCCAAAAAUUCCUCCAAGCCCAGCAGAAGGUCAUGGCCAUGGCUUGGGUGGCUGCGGUUGUUCUUGUUAUCCAUGCAUUCUUGAGCUGGCUCACGAUCAUCAAACUCGGCUGGGGCCUUGUGGGUGCAGCAGUAACACUCAACCUGUCUUGGUGGCUGGUUGUUUUUGGGGAGUUCGGCUACAUAGUGGUCUGCUGCACUGAUACUUGGACUGGCUUCUCAUGGUUGGCUUUCAGGGAUCUGUGGGGAUUCGUUAAGCUCUCUUUCGCUUCAGCAGUCAUGCUAUGCUUGGAGUUUUGGUAUCUCAUGGUGCUCAUCGUGAUCGUUAGUUACUUACCAGACCCGCUUGUACCUGUGGAUGCUGCCUCCAUAUGCAUGAACAUCAAUGGCUGGGAUGCAAUGAUUGCGAUCGGAUUCAAUGCUGCAAUCAGUGUGAGAGUGUCAAACGAACUGGGAGCAGGAGAUUCAAAUGCAGCAAAAUUUGCAGUCUGGGUAGUCUCCGUGACCUCUGUGGCAAUUGGGGUUGUCGCCAUGAUCAUUGUUUUUGCUACCCAAGAUGUCUUCCCUGUCCUCUUUUCAAAUAGCUCUGCUGUCCAGAAAGAAGUAACCAGACUCGCUGGCUUGCUUGGAAUCACUGUGGCACUUAACAGUCUACAACCAGUUUUAUCAGGUGUAGCUGUUGGAGCUGGAUGGCAGGCCGUGAUUGCUUACAUAAACAUUGGAUGCUACUACAUUGUCGGAUUGCCUGCAGGCAUACUUCUAGGAUUCACUCUCAAGUUUGGUGUGGAGGGUAUCUGGGGAGGGAUGAUUACUGGCAUAGCUCUGCAGACACUAAUUUUGAUUGUCAUCACUGCCUCCACUGAUUGGGAGAAAGAAGCAUCACAAGCAGAGAGCCGUGUGAGGAAGUGGGGUGGAUCUCUGGAAAAUGGAAAUUCCUCUUCGCAAAAGAACCAAGUUACAAUUGCCUGACCACGGAUGCCAGGCUAGCUAUUUGGUUUUCUCCACCAGCACCUCAGUUUUGGAGCACCGUAGAUUCUUCCAUGAGGGCAGAAAUUGUCCAAUCCUUCUUGAAUUAUUCUUCCAAUAUUCUCUUUAUUGCUUGGCAAUAUGUAAAGGCUUGGGCUUUCUUGCUAAUGCAUCAAAGUACACUCUGGUUAAGCCAAAAUCCGUGGAGUCCACUUGGUUGUUAACUAAAAUUUUGUAUUUGUGGGCAGAAAGGAAUUUUAGAUGAGAGUUUUUCCCUUUUCUAUAAAGGUUAAGAUCUUUUCUUUGAA
Messenger RNA from Nymphaea colorata (pocket water lily), 2234 nucleotides. RefSeq names its product protein DETOXIFICATION 33-like. Gene Ontology annotation, biological process: xenobiotic detoxification by transmembrane export across the plasma membrane. The transcript is spliced from 10 exons. The record is from RefSeq and is a predicted model, not a curated record. The coding region runs from base 478 to 1929 and encodes 483 amino acids. Lineage: Eukaryota; Viridiplantae; Streptophyta; Magnoliopsida; Nymphaeales; Nymphaeaceae. Gene Ontology annotation, molecular function: antiporter activity; xenobiotic transmembrane transporter activity. Gene Ontology annotation, cellular component: membrane.